Numida meleagris (helmeted guineafowl) is the source of this 6130-nucleotide messenger RNA. RefSeq lists its product as uncharacterized. Gene Ontology annotation, biological process: DNA integration; RNA-templated DNA biosynthetic process; viral process. The record is from RefSeq and is a predicted model, not a curated record. Lineage: Eukaryota; Metazoa; Chordata; Aves; Galliformes; Numididae. Gene Ontology annotation, molecular function: RNA-DNA hybrid ribonuclease activity; RNA stem-loop binding; zinc ion binding.
AUGGAACAAGUUAUUAAGGUAUUGCUUUCGUUUUGCAAAGUUUAUUGCGGGAAGAAUUCUCCUUCUGAGAACGAAAUUGCUGCGGUGCUUUCUCGUUUAGACCGAGAGGGCACGAUAAAAACCCCACGUGAUAUACUUAAUUAUCAAAAGUGGGAUGCCUUUACCAUGGCUCUUGCUCAAAGAGCCAUGUCGGUUAGGAAGUCUGCUGAGUUAAAGACCUGGGGAUUAAUCCUCGGCGCUUUAAAAGCUGCCAGAGAGGAAAAGCAGUUUUCCGAUACCGUGCGUGACGUCCUCGGUCUUGGGCAGGAUCCAGGAAAUUCCUUUGGGGAUUCCUUGGAUCCGGGAGGCCCUAGCAGGCCGGGAGAAAGUGUUUUUUGCAGGAAUCCAGAGGACGGCUUAUCGGUUCAAGAGGCGCUGCCGCUGCCGUUCAUCGAUUCCCGUGAUGCGGCUCGGGUCGAGCAGUCGCCGGCCCCGGCCCCGGCACCGCCGCUGGCGACAGCUUCGGCUCGGCCGCUGGCUCCAGUCCCGGCGCGGCUGCCGGCCACGGACUUGCUGCAGGCGCCGGUUCCAGCUUUGCCACAGGUUCGGGUUCCGUUCCUGGCCCCAAAGGGAGCAGACCCCCUCCACAGCGCCGCGGCCAAGAUGGCGCCGGCCACGCCGCUCGCUUCUGCUUCGGGCACCACCCACCAGAUGCCAAUCACCGCUGAGGAAUGCGAAGGGGGAGUGUUGCAACACCCACCGUCGUCUUCGCCAAUCAUCGCGCGAGAGACUCUCGAGACUCCUCCUCUGUAUCCGCCUCCCUAUCCACGUCAAUCAUUGUAUCCUUCAUUGGAUGAUGUUUCAGGGGCGGAGAUCGGAGAAGGUUGUAUCCACCCCCCAAGGGGCGGUCCGUCCGUGCCCCUUGGUCCGCCCGAAGGAGGGGUUACAUCGGAAAAGCCAAUGAUGCAAGGGGGCGGGAUUGAUGGGUGUGCACGGAUCGAGGGGGGAGGAGAGAGUGGGCGUAUUCAAGGAGGGUCCAGUGGGCGUGUUCGGAUUGCUGAUUGGGCCAAGAUAGCAGAAACAUUAGAUGAGAAGGGCCUAUCAGAAGUGGUUCAUGCAUUUCCGGUUGCAAUGCAAGAUGACGGGGAAGCGAGAUGGGUUCCGCUGGAUGUGAAAGGGGUGGCGCGGUUGGUGGAUGCUGUGGAGAAAAAGGGGCUAAGAUCGCCUCUUACUUUAAAUGCCCUGGAAUCUUUAACAGCACCGGGACCGUUGCUCCCACAUGAUAUUGAAAAUCUUAUGCGCAUGAUUCUUGAGCCAGUGCAAUACACCCUCUGGAAGGAGGAGUGGAGCACUCAGCUCAAGACGGUGCUGGCAGCAGCGGAAAAUGAUCUGCUUCACCCUGCGUUUGGUAGUAAUUUACACAGGCUUAUGGGUACCGCUCCAGGAAGAUGCAGGACUCCCCACGGUCAGCUUGCAUUGCUGCGACGGGGUGAAGUGCUAGUAACUUCUGAAGCAGCUAUUGCUGCGUUCAGGAAGUUUGCUCGCACUGCAGCCCCUGCGAGCCCAUGGACAGAGAUAGAGCAGGGCCCAAAUGAAUCGUUUCAGGACUUUGCUAACAGAUUGAUGAAAGCCGUGGAAGGCUCGGACCUACCUAGGGCGGUGCAUAAUCCAGUGAUUGUGGACUGCCUUAAGCAGAAGUCCCAUGAGAGUGUGAGGGAUAUUUUGCGAUCAGCCCCUGGAAAAUUAACUACACCGGCAGAGAUUAUUAAGUAUGUUGUGGAUAAGCAGAAGUCUGCACCUCUGACGAAUGAAGGACUUGCAGCUUCGACUGAGCAGGACCUACAAGCGCUUGAGACACGAGUGAUUGCUACCCUUACCACCACAGGUUUUAGGGUUUCAGAGCAGAAGAUUCAGAGAGGUCCAGGAGUAGAAUACUUAGGAUACAAGUAUGGGCCUGAUUUGGUCCGACCUGUAGGCCUUAACAUACAAUUGAAGGUCAGCACUUUAUGGGAUGUUCAGAAGUUGGUAGGGGCUAUCCAAUGGGUUCGGGGUGCCUUGGGCAUCCCUCCACGAAUGAUGAAGCCCUUUUAUGAUCAGUUGAAGGGAUUGAACCCUAAGGAGCCCAGAGAAUUUACUCCAGAAAUGGCUGCAGCUUGGGAAGAAAUUAUGUGCACCUGUCUAGACAGUUCGCUCUCACGAUUUGACCCGGCUCGGAAUUUAGAGCUGGCUGUCUGUUGUUGUGAAGCAGGAGCUGCUGCAGUUUUGGGUCAUUCCCUUAGUGCAAAGCCACAACCAUUGUGGUGGCUGUUUUCCACUCAGCUCACUCGUGCCUAUACCUCUUGGUUAGAGAUUCUUGCGAUGCUUCUUAGGAAGUCUCGCUUGCUUUCUCUGCGGGCUCUAGCGAAAGAGCCAGAAGUAAUAUAUUUGCAGAAGGCCUUUCGUAAUGCCUCGCCACUCCCUGAGACCCUUUUUGCAGGAUUGCAAGGUUGGGGAGGGGAAAUAGUAUAUUCAGAUUCGCUCUCUAUUUUUGAAUUGGCUAGACCUCUCAAGGUUUCUCUUCGGUCUCGUGUUCUAACUUCUCCGAUAGAGGGGCCUACGCUGUUUAUAGAUGCAUCUUCAGCCACCUGCCAGGGAGCAGUGGUUUGGCAGGAUAUAAGCAAUGCUUGGAAAUCUGCUGUUUUUAUGGAUCAGACAGUUAGUGUGCAGAUGAUUGAGGUGAGGGCGGUUGCAUUAGCGAUGCGUCUCUUUCAUGAUACUCCUUGUAACAUUGUUACCGAUUCAGCUUUUGCAGCUAGGCUGCUGGUCCGUAUGGGACAAGAAGGACAGCCGAGUUCGGAAGCAGCAGGUUUCUAAGAGGAAGCCUUGGCUUGUCGUGAGGCUGCUAUAGCAGUUCUGCAUGUUCGAAGUCAUUCGGAUGUGCCAGGCUUUUUUACCACCGGGAAUGCUAUGGCAGACAAAGUAGCUAGUACGCUUGUUUUUACAGUGCGAGAAGCUCGCGACCUUCAUUCCACUCUUCAUGUAGGAGCUCGCGCUCUGGCUAGAGCUUGCUCUAUCCCUUUGUCAGUAGCUAGGGAUGUGGUUCACACAUGCCCUCAUUGUAAUUCAGCACCUACAAUAAGUGCGGGGGUUAAUCCUCGUGGUCUCAAACCUUUACAGGUUUGGCAGACAGAUUUUACUUGGGAACAGCGUUUUUCUCCCCGUGCUUGGCUUGCAGUUACGAUAGAUACUUCCUCCUCUGUUAUUGUGGCCACACAGCAUGCGAAGUCCAAUUCAAAAGCAGCGCAAUGUCAUUGGGCAGCUGCUAUUGCAGUCAUGGGUCUGCCUAGUCAAAUUAAAACGGACAAGGGUUCUUGUUUCACAUCUCGUUCAACACAAGAUUGCAUCCCUGGUAACUCUCAAGGACAAGCCAUAGUGGAACGUGCUAAUAUCCUCCUUAAGGAAAAGAUACGUGUCCUUGGGGAGGGGGAAGGAUAUAUGGGGAAUAUACCUGUCAGCAGACAAGCCGAGAUACUAGCAAAGGCUCUUUAUGCGCUAAAUCACUUUGAAUGUGGUGACAACAGGAGAACGCCUGUGCAAAAGCAUUGGCAGCCUAAGGUCUUAAGUGAAGGACCUUCGGUUAAAGUGAAGCAGGAUGAUGGCGCAUGGGAGCCAGGCUGGAUGAUCUUGGUUUGGGGCAGAGGAUAUGCAGCAGUUAAACACAGAGACUCUGGGAAAAUUAUUUGGGUACCAUCGCGAAAGGUAAAGCCGGAUGUCAGCGAGACAUCUGACAGCAAAUAUGUAGAAAACGAAGGGAUUAAUCAGGAUUUGAGUGUUUUGUUUGCAGGAGUUGCCCCUGGAGAAGUCGAGGCCAUAACUUGAGAAGCCUGGAUCGAAACAGUGAAAGGAGAAGUGAGACACAGAAGUCGUUCCUGUAAACACGCUACGGGAUGUUUGUAGCAUCUCUAUUCUUGGCGUUGUUUUGAUUGGUCUGCAGGUCAGCCAAUCGGAUCAAUGUCAGGAUGUUGAGUUGAUGUAAUGUUAGAAGGUUUGAAUAGUGUGUAAUGUGUGUUUUGUAGAAUAGAGUAUCUAUAGAUCUCUAUUGGCAUUAGGCCAUGGAGGUCAAGACUUGAGCCUUUCAUUUGCAGGAUUUGUUGAUGGGAAGACUUAAGCCCUGAAGUUCUAGCCGGGAGAAGAUCUCGACUAGGAUUUCUUCGGGAAUCAUCCUUUGAAGUAGCCAUCUGUGCCACCUGGAGCAGCAUUUUGUGUGGCACGGAAAAUGAGCAAGCAGGCUUGGUGCCAUGGCCACUGCCCUGGACAGAAUCUUCCAGUGACUGACCACUCGCAGAGAUUAGGGUAAAUUAUGGUUCUGGGAGCUUUUAACAUCUCUGGAAGGGACUACUAAAGGUGAAUACUCUCAGUCACUCUCCUCAUACUGAGGUGGUGAAGAGGCUUGAAGGAAUUAGUACAUCAGGGGAAUCUGACUGAACUCUGACUGCUUCGCCUAGAUAAGAGAUCGCAUUUGGAACAACCUUCAGAUGCCUAGAAGAGUAUUGCUAGAGAAGAGAGAAGGCAGACUCUUCAGUUAUUCCCCUCUCCCUUAAUAUAGCUAACCAAUACUGUUGGCCACAGUAUAUUUCGUGGUUUUUUUUUAAUUGAGCAGUGGUUGCACCUCUGAGGUGCACAGUGACUGGACAAAUGUCACUCAUUACAGACUGAAGCAAGGGGUAUAAUGAUUUAUCACGGAAAAUUUUCAAAAUUUUCGUCAAACGCUAGAAAUAGUUUCUUGAAGAUGUAGAGCUUAACGGAGCUGAACUAGACAUGGUCAUGAGAAAAAACCCCGACUUUGAAGUUGUGUUUAAUUCAGACAGCAAGUGGGAUUAGAUGACACUUGGAGGUCUUCUCCAAAUUAAAUAAUUCUGUGAAAAAAAAAAAAUACAUCUUGACAUAUCACAACUAUAUCACAACUUUGAUACUAUGACUAAUUUUGCUGGUUUUCUGGAAAAAGAAUAUUACAAUCCUGUGUGUGAAGUGUCCUGUAAUUCAGAGUUUAAUCAUCCAAAUUUUAGUAAGGCUGCUGAUCAAUCAAUAAUAAAAUGAGGUUAAAUCUAACACUUUUACAUAUAUUUCAGUUCCAGAAAAUAUAGUUGUAUACCAGUGGUAAUAAAGGAAGUGAUUGUUCCUAUUUCACUGUUGGCAUGCUAAGCAAAGAGUUUUCUGCUGUUUUACUCAAAAUUUUUCAUCAUGUUCUCUAGAGCAAUGCUUACAGGUUAAAAAAGGUGGAAACCUCAUUGGGCUUAGGACUCUGUCUCCACAGCAUACUCUAUUUUCCUACACUAUAGAACAUGUAGUUUUUGUAAAUAAUUUGAUAUCUGGAACUCUACAACAUAAUGACUAAAAGGAAUAGAUUUUUCUUGGACAAAGGGUGACUUUGAUCUCUGAAUAAGUAUAUUUUCUCAAAUCCAUCAAAAAAAAAUAUAUAAUCUUAGUAAUAAAUAUGCUCAUGAAAAUCUUAGCAUUCAUUUUAAAUCCUGGAAUAUUCACAGAGAAAUUAAUAACUCCAUAUUUGAAUGAAUAAUCUGCACUUAAUGGCUUGCAUUUUUUGGUUAUGUAUUUGAAACCGAAUAAAUUUUUUUUCAUGCUUGAAUGUUUAAUUCAACUCAUAUCGCUUGUAAUGCUUGUUACAAUCAUCUGAGCAUUGUGCUUUAAAAGUUGUACUAAUUAGUUGUACAAGUUAAUUUAGUAGGUUGCAGUACAUACAGCAGAUUAUGUACUUGAUUCUAAUACGAAAAGCUGAAAGUGUGUUCAACACCAAAAUUAUCUAUUAAACAGAUUUGAGAAUACUUUUAAUGAAGUACAGAUAAGAAAAUCCAUCUUCUUCAGGCUUCAUGAAUUCAUGUAUGGAGGAAAAUGUUAUGAAGUCCACUACUUAUCCCAGUAGUGGACUUUCCCUGUGCACUACAUCCUCUCAAUUAUGUGUAAUUACAAGUAUCUGAUUUGUUUACUGUUAUGCUAUAUUGCACUGUUUAUUUAUGUUUAGAAAGAUUUUUUUCAGUUUGCUUCUCAAAUGUGCUUUCGUCUCGUUUUAUAAACUGGUUUAGUCAUAGUUAGCAAAUUAUAAUUUCAUUAUUUCAGCAAGGCUUAAAGUAAUUUAAAUAAACUCAACAGCAGUGUA